AGGAACAGUUUAACAGCAGAGACAACACCCCCCAAAAUACAUUUAAACAAGCUCUCCCUCCUUUCUUCCCUUCACCCCAGGAUAAAUUUGAAAUGAUCAAAAGAGGGAAGACACUAGGAUUAAGGGGGACCAGAAAAGAUUCCUGUGAAAGAUAGGAUUUUAGUUGAGACUUGUUUAGCCAAAGAAUCAAGGAGAUGGGGAUGAGGAGGGAGAAAAUUCAAGGCAGGGGGAAACAGCCAAAGAAAAUGCUCCAAGUUGGUAGAUCAAGCCUUUUAUUCAAAGAAUGGUAAAGAGGCCAGUGUCAUUAGAUCAAAGAAUACAUGGAAAAGAGUAGGGUGUAAGAAGACAGGAAAGGUAGGAAGGCACCAGGUUAUGAAGGGCUUUUAAGGCCAAAUGGAGGAUUUUAUAUCUCCUGGAAUAACAGGGAGUUUUUGAAGUUUGUCAAAUGGUAAUGGUGGUAGGAAAUAUUCUUGCACUUUAGGAGGAUCAUUUGACAAACAACUUAAGGGUGGAGUGGAGUGGAGAGAGACUUUAGGCAUAAAGAACAAUCCAAAGGCUCUUGCAAUCACCCAGGUAGGAGCUGGUGUGGGCCUGACACUCCUUGGCAGGAGGAUGAGAGGGGAGAAGGUAUAUACAAGAGAUGGGCUAUGGGGAGGAGGGUGAAAGAGCCAGAGGAUGACUCCGAGGUUGGAUGGCUGGGAGGAUGUCAGUAUGUUGGAUGGUAAUUAAGAAGCAGGAAGAGAUGGAAAGAUUAGUGACUUUGGUUUUGCACAUAAUUGAGUUUAAGAUUUCUAUGUGACAUUAAAACUCCCAAUAGGCAGGUGAGAAUGAUAAUGGAGAGCAGGAGGGUGGUUAGGGCUAAAUAAAAGUCCUGAGAGUCAUUUGUAUAAGGAUGUCACUGGAGCUGAUGAGAGCACCAAGUGAAAUAGUGCAGAGGGAGAAGAGGAUCCAGGACCUUGAGUGAUACUCAUAGUCAGUGGGUGUGACCUGAAUGAAGAGCAGGUUCUUUAAAGAAGUGUAAAAAGGAGAGGUUUGACUGGUAAGAGGGGAAUCAAAAAAAAGCAUUGCCCCUAGAGAAGAGAGUGAUAAGGACAGGGCAGCUCGGACGUUUUCUGUUCUAAGCCCUUUUUAGUUCACAGAGCAGGAGAAGCAGAAAAGUUGCCAAUGAUCCCCGGUACCUGCGAUUCCACACCCAAUCACUUCUGGGAAGGGAGGGAGGAAGGGAGGGCCCUGGGUCACCCGGGGCAGAGGGAGAGGAAAUUCCCUUUCGAACCUGUUCCUCUGCUUCCUGCUCCUGUUGUCUGGGAGCUGCCCGGCUCCUGGGCUCUGGGAUCCCUGGCCCCUUCCUUCUCACAGCCAUGGCCACCGCCCCAGGACUGCCCAGGGUCCCGAAAUCCAAGCCAUCCCUCCCCUCUCACUACUAUGAGGGUUUCCUGGAGAAGAAGGGACCAAAAGACAGGGACUAUAAAAAGUUCUGGGCUGGCCUCCAGGGUCUCACUAUCUUUCUCUACAACAGCAACAGGGAACCCCAGUAUGUGGAGAAGGUGGACCUGAGCAACUUUUUGGCACUGACAGAUGAGCCCCCAAAGGGCAGCUGCACUAAGGACCCAGGCACUCACUUCUGCCUGUCAUUGGAAGGUCAGGAGAUCAGAUUCAAGGUGGACAGCCUGGAGUCUCGGGAGAUGUGGAAGGGUUUCAUCAUGACAGUGGUGGAGCUGAAGGUCCCGUCCAACCUGACCCUGCUGCCGGGACACAAGUACAUGAUGGCUGAGGCCCUGUCCAAGGAAAAGGAUCGCCGGGCCCAGGAGAAGCCCUCCUGCUUUCUGAACGUGAGCCGGGUGGAGGCGCAGCUGCUCCUGGAGAGGUCCCCGGACUGCGGGAACAUGAUUCUGCGGCCCGGGAGCGACCGCUCAGGAGGCUUCUCCAUCACCACCCUCCAGACGCUCAACGGGGCCGAGGUGGUGAGACACUACAAGGUGAAGCGCGAGAGCCUCGGCUACGUCAUCGACGUGGAGGAGCCGGUCUCCUGCGCUUCUCUCCAUGACGUAGUGAACUACUUUGUCUCCAACACCAAGGGGGCUCUGGUGCCCUUCUACCCAGACGAAGACUAUGAGAAGGUCUUGGGGUUUGUGGAGGCCAACCAGGAGAACGGAGAGAACGCAUGGACAGUGCCCAAGCCUCCGGUCCCGCGGGUGCCAGGUACAUCUCAUCCUCUGGGUCCUUCUCUCUCUGGAGGAGAAGCUCAACAGAUCCAGCAGCUGCCUGGCCUGGGCAAGCCCCCCUGGUUGCCCACACCUGUGCCACCCGUGCCUGCUCAGGAUGAGAACUACAUUAUCCCUAUCAGUGAUGAGCCCACCACCCAAUAUGUGAAUGAAGAUGAAAUGGCCCAGCUCUGCCGCCUGAAGGCUCCUGCACUGCCCCAAUGCCUGCUGGCUGGCCCUAAACCCAAGAAACCAGGGAAGCCACUGCCCAAAGUGCCUCCUGUGCCCAACAAGACCAAGACAGAGCCCAGAGGCCUCUGUGGGCCCAGGAAAGCUGCCCCCGCCUCUUCCCAGCCCAAGGUUCCUUUUGGCCCGUCUAUCUCCACAGAUAUUACUGAGGAACUGGAAAGGAAGCUGCAGCAGAGAAGAGCCAACCUGGAGAAGUGACAGCUGCCAGACACCUGGACGGGCCCUCGGACCAGUGGGGGCAGGCCCUCCUCUGGGCCCUGACUCCAGGGGAUGCUGCCCAAGACGCCUCUUCCCCCUUUUACUCCUUCCAGUUUUAGCCCUUUAGUAGGGGGGCACAUCUGGAGCCCCACCUCCUCUAGGGACACCUCCCCCAUAUGGAUAUUAAAGCUAAAGAAAAGAAA
Sarcophilus harrisii (Tasmanian devil) is the source of this 2851-nucleotide messenger RNA. It is a transcript of the gene STAP2, whose product is annotated as signal transducing adaptor family member 2. NCBI's taxonomy places the organism in Eukaryota, Metazoa, Chordata, Mammalia, Dasyuromorphia, Dasyuridae. The coding region runs from base 1359 to 2648 and encodes 429 amino acids. The record is from RefSeq and is a predicted model, not a curated record. The transcript has 14 exons. Gene Ontology annotation, molecular function: signaling adaptor activity.